Molecule: messenger RNA, 738 nt
Organism: Suricata suricatta (meerkat)
Lineage: Eukaryota; Metazoa; Chordata; Mammalia; Carnivora; Herpestidae
Gene: TNNI2
Product: troponin I2, fast skeletal type
Exons: 8
Coding region: 95-643 (182 amino acids)
Biological process (GO): muscle contraction
Cellular component (GO): troponin complex
Source: RefSeq, a predicted model, not a curated record
CCCCUGGGCCCACCAGCCCAACUUGCCGCUGCCGGCCUGACCUCGCUCCCCACGCUGCUGCCCAGACACUAGGCUCUAAGCCUCGGACUUCAGGAUGGGGGAUGAGGAGAAACGCAACAGGGCCAUCACGGCCCGGAGACAGCACCUGAAGAGUGUGAUGCUGCAGAUCGCGGCCACCGAGCUGGAGAAGGAGGAGAGUCGCCGUGAGACGGAGAAGCAGAACUACCUGUCUGAGCACUGCCCCCCACUGCACAUCCCCGGCUCCAUGUCUGAAGUGCAGGAGCUCUGCAAACAGCUGCACGCCAAGAUCGACGCUGCUGAGGAAGAGAAGUAUGACAUGGAAGUGAGGGUCCAGAAGAGCAGCAAGGAGCUGGAGGACAUGAACCAGAAGUUGUUCGACCUGAGAGGCAAGUUCAAGAGGCCCCCGCUGAGGAGGGUGCGCAUGUCCGCUGACGCCAUGCUGAAGGCGCUGCUGGGCUCCAAGCACAAGGUGUGCAUGGACCUUCGGGCCAACCUGAAGCAGGUCAAGAAGGAAGACACCGAGAAGGAGCGGGACCUGCGUGACGUGGGCGACUGGCGCAAGAACAUCGAGGAGAAGUCUGGUAUGGAGGGCCGGAAGAAGAUGUUUGAGUCCGAGUCCUAGGCGGCUCGCCCGGCACCGGCCCGGAGCUCCCAGUGCCCCACGGCACUGGGACAGGGCUUGUCUACGUGGUCAAUAAAGGAUUCCAAUCCCCGUGA